Messenger RNA from Doryrhamphus excisus (bluestripe pipefish), 4678 nucleotides. Lineage: Eukaryota; Metazoa; Chordata; Actinopteri; Syngnathiformes; Syngnathidae. The record is from RefSeq and is a predicted model, not a curated record.
GCCAUUAUUACUCCGCGAUGGUGGCUGAGGGUGGCUUCACGUAAGGAAAAACACUGAGACACGCUGACAAACUCUGGACCCACCGAGCUCACCUAUGCGCCCAGGUGUCACAGGUGUUUGUUUGUUCCUCGACGCAGCUGCUCCGGUUGAGUUUGGUGUAGUAUUUAGACGUGCCUUGACGGUCCUCAAAUGACGGCGCAGGUAGACUACCUGGUGGUGCUGUGCGCCGCCACAUCUGGCGCCGGUGGAGAGCUGCUGGGUUCCGACGAGAAGGAACUAGUGCGGCUGGUGUGGCAGCAGGUGGAUGUAAAUAACAAAAAGUUAGGUAAGGUGAACGAGAUUCUGAUUACGCCUGAAGUGUCAGACUCCACAGAGGCAAAAGAACCGGACAAUGUGGUGACGGAGUUUGUAGAAGAAGCAGUAGAAGAAGAACAAGAAGAAGAAGAAGAAGAAAAUGGAUCCGGAGCAGAUUGUGUCUUUAACGCCAAGAGCCUUGAAAGUGCUUUAAAUAUGUUCCAACUCCAGCUCACGAAUGAAGUGAACAGCGCAGGUGCGGGCACGUCAGUGUGUUUAUGUACAGACGGGCAGCUCCAUAUCCGUCAAGUUGUUCACCCCGAGGCCACCGGCAAGAACAUCCUGAUCCCAGAAUGCUUCUACUCCUUCUUUGACCUUCGGAAAGAGUUCAAGACGCACUUCCCCUCAUCUAACCUUAAGGCUUUGGACGUAUACGCCAUGGCGGAGUCUUUAAGUAUACCGGUAGAAGUGGGUACAAUGGAUCCAUCGGCCACUUUGUCUCCAGAAGCGGCAGUGCAACAGGUCCAGACCAUGGCCGACAUUGUGCUUACCCUGCUUUCUGAGCCAUUAUGUCACACAUUCUCAAACCCGGAAAGAGUCAAUGAGAAGUUUGAGACGGGUACUUGCAGUAAAAUGGAGAAAGUCAACGACAACACAGUAAUCAGAGCCAGAGGUUUGCCUUGGCAGUCAUCAGACCAGGACAUCGCCCGCUUCUUCAGCGGACUAAAUAUUGCCAAAGGAGGGGCUGCGCUGUGCCUCAAUGCUCAGGGGAGGAGGAACGGCGAGGCCCUCGUUCGUUUCAUCAGUGAAGAACAUCGAGAUCUAGCGCUUCAAAGACAUAAGCAUCAUAUGGGGAACAGAUACAUAGAGGUUUACAAAGCAACAGGAGAGGACUUCCUGAAGAUAGCAGGAGGUACGUCCAACGAAGUAGCCAUUUUCCUGUCCCGGGAGGACCAGAUCAUAGUGAGGAUGCGAGGGCUUCCUUUCACGGCCACGCCCGAGCAGGUGCUGGCCUUCUUCUCGCCUGCGGACGCACUGAAAGACACAUGUCCGGUCAGCGGAGGGAAGGAAGGCAUCCUAUUCGUACGCUACCCGGACGGCCGUCCCACUGGUGACGCCUUUGUCUUGUUCGCCUGCGAUGAACACGCACAGUGUGCACUCAGGAAACACAAGGAGAUCCUGGGGAGAAGAUAUAUAGAGCUAUUCAAGAGUACGGCGGCGGAGGUCCAACAGGUGUUGAACCGCUACUCGUCCGCCCCUCUAAUCCCCGUGGCCCCCGCCCCCUUGGUGUCAGUGUUGCCCACCGUGUCGCUCCUGCCCCCUCCUGUCAGCGUGAGGGACUGCCUGAGGCUGCGGGGGUUGCCCUACACGGCGAGCAUAGAGGACAUCCUAUCCUUCCUGGGCGAGUUCACCCAGGACAUCCGACCGCAAGGCGUCCACAUGGUCCUCAAUCAGCAGGGUCGUCCGUCGGGCGACUGCUUCAUCCAGAUGACAUCCGCGGAAAGAGCACUCUCGGCCUCGCAGCAGCUCCACAAGCACAUCAUGUCGUGCCAGCGGGGGCCCAACAGCCGCUACGUGGAGGUGUUCCCCUGCAGCGCCGAGGAGAUGGGCCUAGUGCUGAUGGGAGGCUCGCUCUCACACACGCACACACACACACACACCCGGAACAGGAGUGGGACAGGGCUCAGCCCGCCGCCAUGUAAGUCCAGACGUCUAUCACCGCCGUCCUACUCCUUCACGCCCACUCCACACAUCCUGCCCACCGACGCCGCCACCGCCGCAGCCGCCGCAGCCCUCUACCCUCCCCUCGGUCAGGUGUUGCUAGCUCCUCGUCCUCUACACCCGGGUCACGCCUACUACCCCUCGUCGGCACAGCUUUACAUGAACUACACAGCCUAUUACCCCAGCCCACCUGGCUCUCCCACCACUGUAGGUUUCUUCCCCUCCCCCUCCGCCCUCUCCACACCUGGGGGGUUGAUGCGCAUGCCGGGUCUGACCUACAACAGCAAAGACCUCAUCAAUGCAAUGCAGGGAUAUCAGACUCCCGUGGAGCCGGUUUCCCUCCUCAGCAGCAGCCUGAUUGGCCAAUCGGGCGGGGGCGACCCGCCUCUGGUGUCCCUCCCCGGCCUGGUGACCAAGCCCGCGGGACAGUACCUGGACCUGAGUCUGCUCUAGAGAGCCACGCCCGGUCCGAAUCCCACGUAUUGUUAGCCUUUUUAAAACGUACUCUUAUUUAUAUGUUCAAGAACAGCCGCCAUCAUAUUUGAUACCAUUUUAUUGCACAGUGUCUUUCUUCUGGAAAGCUUUAUAGCCAUGUGUUACAUUAUUAUUAUUAUUAUUAUUAUUAGGAUUAUGAGCGUCACUAUUAUAUAUUUCACAACCAACCAAAGUGGUAAAGAAUGUCGUUGUGGAACGAGAGAGAAAUGUUCAAGCUUCUCCGUGAAGAGAGAAAGUGUGUGUGUGUGUGUGUGUGUGUUUAUACAUGGGACUAUUGGGGCCACAGUGAAAAGACAACAAAUAUUGUAUUUAAAUAACUUGGGGGGGAAGUUAUGUAAUAGUAUAUUAUAUCAAUAAUAUCAUUAUAUUCACAACUUUUUUUAAAUCAUGACAUCCCAGCUAUUUUUGUAAAAAUACAAUGCCUUUUUGCCAAUAUUACGAUUUUAUUGUUACACAAAUGACGCAUUGUUCUCGCCUUAUCCGCGUAUCCUUCAUAAUAUUUAUUCAUGUAAAUAUUGCAAUUUUUUUUUUUUUUAGAUAUAAAUAGAAUUAUUUUUUCAUGGAAUAUUACAAACUUAUUCUCUUCAAUUUACACCUGCUUAUCUCGUAAUAUUAUAACAACUUUUUCUUGUAAUAUUCCAAUUUUAUUCACCGAAAAUAGCUUUAUUUUUCCCAUUUUUUAUUAUAACUUUUUUCUGUAAUAUUAAAAUUUUAUUCAACUUUUUUCUCGUAACAGUGCAGAUUUUUUUUUCAUAAAAUUGCCAACUUUACUUUUGUGAAAUGUUGAAUCUUGAAUAUGACAACUUUAUUCGCUCUCUUUUGCCCCCUCGUAAAAUUCUGGCAGAAUUUUUCUUGUAAUAUUAUAACAAUUUUGGUCCAAUAUGACUUUUUAAUUAUUGUAUUAAUAUAGCUUUGUUAUGACUUUAUAUAUUGAAAUUUAAAUUAAUUUCUGUAAUAUUACAACGUUAUUCUUACUAUUCUCUCCCCCCUUAAUAUUAUGCUAAAUACUAAAUUACAACUUUUUCCUUAUGUGGGCGUGCCCAAGUACAAGCUGAGUGGGACCAAUCACAUUGGAGUGGGCAUGCCCAGAGGCGGGCUGUGGGUGGAAUAAAUUAAAACAGACCCUUUCUGUUUGGUUAUUGCGUGUAGCUGCUCUAUAGGAGUCCACAGGUCAAUACAAAGGGCAGGAAAUGAGCAUAAUAGGUCAUAUUUGAUCAUGUCGCCUAUUAAAGUAUUUUCCCUCAAAAAUAUUCGGACACCACAUCUUUUUGCUCUUAAUAUUCCAAUUAUUACAACAAAUUUCUCAUCAUAAUAUAUCUAUAUUAUAAAUAUAUCGCAUAAUAAUAUUUCAACUUUAUUCCAGUAGUAUUAUUAUUUGAUCUUUUUAGUGUGGCCCUCGUACUUCUAUGUAUUGAUUUGAAUGGCCAACGUGUUUGAUGUGUGUUUUUUUUUCCACAUACUGUACAUGAUUGUAUUGGACGCUUUAGUGCAUGAAGAAGUUAGUAUAGUAAAAAUGUUUACAUAAUGCCAAAUACCAAUGCACUGCUAAUCGAUACUUCUGAAUAUACAGUAUAUACUGUAUAUGUCCUUUAUGUUAGAAUUGUGUACCUUUGUUUGUCAACAUUGAGGCCGCGUGCAGGCCAAAGUGGUCCCUCCUGUAAUAAUCAAUAUCGUAGAUUUGUGACUAUAAACCCCUGCUCAAAACUAACUCAAUAAAUCUAUUAUGACAAUUGCAGAACUAUUAAGAUACUUAACGAUGUGUGUGUGUGUGUGUGUGUGUGUGUAAACACUCGGGUGGCUGCAGGCUCAAGUGGGAACCCCCUCACACGGCCCACAGUGAUUACAAACACACACACAUUAUGUGAGAGGAGAAAGGGAGAAUGGCGAGAACAGAAGAAAGGAGGAAAGCAGACACACACAAAAAAAAAAACAUGUCAGACCCCCCCCAGGGAAGAUUUGGCGUUGUGUAAUUCAAUCUUGGCCACCCCACCCUACUUGAUCCCUUUUAAACAUUCACCGCAGGCGCUUCCACGCCACUGGAACGCUUCAUCAAGUCAGGGAAAAAAACACUCCACUUCACAACGUAGACCAGGUUUUUAUCAACAUGACUCAGUUAUUAUUAUUAUUUUUCUAUUAUUUUGUUAUUACACAGCUUCAUUUUUUACCA